UUAACAUCUUUGUUGACAGAAUCAACAACUGUUAUUGAUUCUGUCAACAAAGUUUUUUACAACAAUCAACACAUCAGCCAUAGAGUUUGGUCCGCGAAAAAGAAUCUUUGGCGAUGUUCCGUCACUUCCGGUUUGUCCUUUCCGCGUUUGGCUUUAAGGCUCCUCUUCGUAGACUCACUCAUACUGCCAUUCUCAGUAAUAUGAUUGACUGGCAUCAGUUGGCUGCGGUCCAAACAAGGGUUGACAUUGGGUUGAACUUUUUUGCGGUCUCUGAUGAUGAUAACCGUCCAAUUAUCAGUUUUUUAAAAGAAGAGUUCUGUUCUGUUGCUGGUGAGCUUUUCGGUGGCAAUGGUACCGUUUCGGAGUGUCAAAACAUGUGUCUUGGCCGUUUCGGUGGCAUGAGCGGCACUAAUCCCGCUCCAGGCAUUAAUGAAGCUUGGAAGGUCAUAAUGUACAACGAUGUCAAGAUCCCGUUCACCAGAGCAAGACCAGGUUUCAACGGUUCCGUCGGUGAGGACUGGUCCCCUUCCAAGUCUCGGGAUACGAUCAACCACGCGUCUGGUCACUGGAGACAAGGGAUUAACUUCUACGAACGUUGCCUGAAUAAGCAUCAGGAGACGCAGUUUACGUCUCGUUUGGAGGUUCGUGUAAGUGCGGCGGAUGUGGGCGACAUACUCGUUCGCAAAUUAAUGGAUGGGCUGCACCGCCUUCAAUCGAACGGUGCGUUUAUCCAUUUCUUUGUCGACGAGUAUCUCGCCUAUGUCCGCGAGUUGCUGAAUCUCACCUCGGAGAUGAUGGUCUCCUUAAGCCGGGAUAUACAAUUACCUGCUGUGUCUGGCUUUGCGUUCUGCGUUUUUCUUCUGAACAGUCUUAUGCAUCCGGAGGUAAUGCAGGAUUCCUUUGUUAAACAUUUUUUUUUAUUGUUCAUGAUACAAAUAAAGAGGACCUUAUUCAAACUUCACUUCACCCAUUGUUGGCUAUUUGGGGUAUUUUUUUUGUAAACGAAAACCAUCAUUGAUGUCUAUGGAACAUAAAGACGAUGCAACUAUACAAAAAUUAUACAGAAUUGCUAGAGAACUGAUGUAGAAAGGAAACAUAAAAAAAUCCAUUGCAUCGGAUUUACUUGACGUUUGUGAUGAGACAAGCUCACAAUUCCAAAAACUCGUAAAUGUGA
Mucor mucedo is the source of this 1174-nucleotide messenger RNA. RefSeq lists its product as uncharacterized. The transcript is spliced from 3 exons. The coding region runs from base 114 to 1001 and encodes 295 amino acids. The record is from RefSeq and is a predicted model, not a curated record. Lineage: Eukaryota; Fungi; Mucoromycota; Mucoromycetes; Mucorales; Mucoraceae.